Molecule: messenger RNA, 723 nt
Organism: Anthostomella pinea
Lineage: Eukaryota; Fungi; Ascomycota; Sordariomycetes; Xylariales; Xylariaceae
Source: the annotation of a GenBank genome assembly
AUGACAGAAGUAUCAUUCGCAAAGUCCUUCCUGGCGGCGCUGGACGCCCGUCCCAUCAAGCUGUCGCCAGACCAUGUCGAGGAUCCCAAAAGCUACCAGCGGGGCGCCGUACGUACCUGCCAGCCCAACCCAAAGUCCCAAACCCGCGAGACCACGACGGACAUCCCGCAAUACACCCUACCCAAGCUCCCAAAGUCAAUGAGCAAGCCGAAGCCCUCGACCGCCGCGCCCGGCCAGGAGCGCAGCCUGACCGUGACGGUCAAAUCGCUACGCAACCCGCCGCUGGACGUCAAGCUCGCGUCGCAGGGGCCCAACACGUCGGUGCUGGACGUCAAGAGCGCCGUGACGAAGCAGACGGGCAUCCCCGAGGACAAGAUGAAGCUGCUGCACAAGAAGAAGCCCGUGCCCGACAGCAAGGUGCUGAAGGAGCUCGCGGGCGAGGGCGAGACGAGCGUCGAGUUCUCGGUCAUGGUCAUGGGCGGUGCUGCUACGCUGGCUGCUGCGGCGGCGUCUGCUGGAACGGCGGCAGCAGCAGUACCGGCGGAAGAAAGCAAGACGGAGGCGCAGAAGGAUGUUGCGCAGGGGCAGAGUGGUAGUGACACAUUGGAGACACAGGAGUUCUGGGACGACCUGAAAGGCUUCCUGCUGCAGCGGAUACGGGACGAGAAGCUUGCGGUGGACCUGACGAAUACGUUCCAGAAGUCUUGGAAGGCGAAAAGGUGA